UUGUGUUAGUUAGCACUGUGUUAGUUCAACAGCACAUGACAACUCACAAAUAAAAGGAAGAGUCUUGCGGAAGAUUUAAAUAUAAAGAUGGUUAGACAAUCCCGUAAAAUGUUUGUUGCAAACGCCUCUGGCUAUAAAAAUGUAGAAAAUUUAAUUAAGUUUCUCGUCUUGAGCGUCCCAAUGGUUAUGACUCUCCAAGAAGAAAUUGACGAGGACGGCCUUGAAGUCAUUCCUCAAGUUUUCGAAGUUAGACAAGUCAAGGCCGAAGAAAAGCUCCUCGUAAUUGAAGGUGGACACUCCCUUAGACUGAGGAAGGCUUCUAUGCUCGCUGACAAUCUUUUACUUCGUGACGUUACCGAAGAAGGUGUUCAUGAGAGAUACGUUAACGGAACCGACUAUGAAGCGCAUUUAUAUGAGGAUGAAAGCAACAAAGCCUCGUUGAUCAUGGAACCUCAAACAAGAGGCGAUUAUCAUAUAACUGGUCUUCUGAAUGACACUCACCGUAUUGAGCCUCUGGCAACUACAGAGAGGUCCGGCAGAACUGUGCACAAAAUAUCCAAGAUUGUAAGUGACGGCGCAACAUGCGAUGGUGUAGGAGCAGGUGGGAGCCGGCUUUACGAAGAGGAGCUUCCCGAGAUUGAAGCCAGAGAUGUGCCAUCGAACUUCACUAUUGAGGUCUACCUCAUGACCGAUUUUAAGCACACAAAGUUCUUCGGAAAUCGUCAGAGGCAGAGAAUUAUGUACGCUACAGCGUUAAUGCAUUCGGUCAGCCUUCGCAUGCGGCAGCUUGAGCCCCCUGGUAACAUAAUUUUAACGGCAAUCGAAGCAUCGUUCACUACAAAUGAGCCAUACGUGAGCUUGUGGAAGAAGGAUCUCCUUGGCUUAGAAACAUUGAAGAAGCUACAACAAUACAUGGUGACCAAGCCAUCAAUGGUCAAAUCAGACUUGGUGUACCUUUUAUCAGGGCUAGAUAUGAUUAAAUUAGUCAAUGGUACCAAGAGUUCCGAAGUUGCAGGGCUGGCCUUCAAAGGCCAAGCCUGCAGGAAUCUCAAGGUUGCAGUCGGAGAGGACAAGCCUGGGUUGUUUACGGGAGUGCAGUACGCUGCUCACGAGAUUGCACAUCUGCUUGGCUCUGAUCAUGAUGGUUAUACCACCUCAAAGAACUGCAGCGCUUCGGACGGCUACCUGAUGAGUCUCCAAGCAGGAGGGUCACGCUCCUUCAUGUUUUCCAGCUGCAGCAAGCACGCCAUAAAAACAUUUUUGAAAUUAUCAGGUUCUGCGUGUCUCUUGAAAAACACGAAUCCCAAUACGCAAAUCGCCAACCUGCCUGACAAAGCAGUGAAACUGCCUGGAGACAUCACGAAUGGGACGCAGUACUGCAAGAAGUAUUUCCCUACGUACCCGAAGGCUUCCUAUGCUGAGCGGGAGUCUGACCUGCUUCAUUGCAAGUGGCGGUGCCGUUUGAAAUCCGAAGGAGGACUGUCAUAUUACGCGCUCACAGACGCACUCGAUGGGACCCCUUGCAACAAAUCUAAUUCAAGAAUGAAAUGCAAGGACAGCAUUUGUAUAGAAAGUUGAUGGUGGUCAGUCAUAAAAUAAUCUACGUCACUAGAAACAUUUCCAAUGGCAGUUUGUGGUGAAAAGAGAGUGCAUUCCAGCAAUAUAAAUAAAUAAAGAGUCGUUCUGGUUU
Molecule: messenger RNA, 1690 nt
Organism: Dermacentor andersoni
Lineage: Eukaryota; Metazoa; Arthropoda; Arachnida; Ixodida; Ixodidae
Product: venom metalloproteinase BumaMPs1-like
Biological process (GO): membrane protein ectodomain proteolysis
Molecular function (GO): metalloendopeptidase activity
Source: RefSeq, a predicted model, not a curated record